UCUGAACAAAUAAACACAACACACUGUACAAGAAGAACUUGAAGAGAGAGAGAGACAGAGAAAGAAAAAGGUUGUGAGAACACACACAAGGAAAAGAAAAGAAAACAAAGAAGAAGAACAGCAGCAGCAGCAGCAAAUAGCAAAUAAGUCUCCUUCUCUUUUCAUUUUCUGUCUUUCUGUCUCUCUCUCUCUACAGAGGAGUCUGUCUCUGUGUGUGUGUUUGGUCAUCCAAAUCAAAUACUCCUACUUUACCAAAAACUCACUCUCUCCUUUGUCUCUCUCUUGUCUCUAAUUUUCUAAUCUCAUCUUCUCUCCACUACCACUAAUCACCUCCAACCGGAAAAAGGAUACUAACCGGAAAUCGCAGAGCUCAUCACCGAAGAUUUUCAUCUCUUUAUUUAUUGCAGGUUCAUCAAAGUAAUGAAAUAUCAAGUGAUUGGAAUCUAUGUAUUGCCGGAAAUCUGACACACACUUUGAGGAGGUGGUUAUUUUCAUUCAUCGGAGUUUGAAUAAGGGGAUCAUGAUUGUGUGAAUCGGAAGAUAGAUAAGUUUAAUCAAGUGGAUUUCUAUCAAUGAUUUGGUGAAGCUUCAGGUAUCAUUUCCGGCCAUUCCAUCUGAAAAAUUUGCGGGAAUGAAGACAGCUUCACACGGUAGUGGUAGUGCUGUUUCAUCAGCUACUGCUAAUAAUAAUACCACUGAAGUUGGAGGAGAGAAAAAGAAGAAGAUCAAUUCAGAGCUAUGGCAUGCUUGUGCAGGUCCUCUAGUCACUCUACCUCCUGUUGGUAGCCUUGUUGUUUACUUCCCUCAAGGCCACAGUGAACAGGUUGCAGCAUCAAUGCAAAAGGAUGCUGAUGCUCACAUCCCUAACUACCCGAAUUUGCCCUCAAAGCUAAUAUGCCUUCUUCUGAAUGUCACAUUACAUGCUGAUGCAGAAACUGAUGAGGUAUAUGCUCAAAUGACACUUCAGCCAGUAUCUAAUUAUGACAAGGAAGCAUUACUGGCAUCAGAUCUUGCUCUAAAAUCUAAUAAACCACAACCAGACUUUUUUUGCAAAACAUUGACUGCAAGUGACACAAGCACUCAUGGAGGUUUCUCUGUACCCCGUCGUGCAGCAGAAAAGAUAUUUCCUGCUCUCGAUUUCAAUAUGCAACCACCUGCCCAAGAACUCAUUGCCAGAGAUUUGCAUGAUAAUGCAUGGACUUUCCGCCAUAUCUACCGAGGUCAGCCAAAACGCCAUUUGCUUACAACGGGAUGGAGCCUUUUUGUUAGUGGGAAGAGGCUGUUUGCUGGUGACUCUGUCUUGUUUAUCAGAGACGAAAAACAGCAGCUUCUUUUAGGUAUUAGACGAGCUAACAAGCAACCCACCAACAUAUCAUCGUCGGUGUUGUCUAGUGAUAGUAUGCACAUUGGCAUUCUAGCAGCAGCGGCGCACGCAGCUGCAAACAAUAGCCCCUUCACUGUGUUCUAUAACCCAAGGGCUAGUCCAUCAGAAUUUGUGGUUCCUUUAGCAAAGUACUACAAGGCUGUCUACAGUAACCAAGUAUCCCUUGGCAUGCGUUUCCGGAUGAUGUUUGAAACUGAAGAAUCCGGGACUAGAAGGUAUAUGGGUACAAUUACAGGCAUCAGUGAUCUAGAUCCUGUCAGGUGGAAAAACUCACAAUGGCGUAAUCUACAGGUUGGAUGGGAUGAGUCUACAGCUGGAGAAAGGCGAAAUCGUGUUUCUCUAUGGGACAUUGAACCUGUUGCAGCUCCAUUUUUCAUCUGCCCACCACCAUUCUUCAGAUCAAAGCGACCCAAGCAACCAGGAAUGCCAGAUGAUGAGUCAGAUCUGGAGAAUCUUUUCAGAAGAACGAUGCCGUGGAUGGGUGAUGAUUUAUGCAUGAAGGACCCUAUGGCCCAAGAUGGUGUAAUCCCUGGGUUUAGCUUAGCACAAUUGAUGAACAUGCAGCAAAAUCCCUCUCUUGGUGGUUCGUCAAUGCAACCUGACUAUAUGCGCUCCCUAACGACCCCUGUAGUUCAAAAUAUGACUGCUGCUGAUCUUUCUCGUCAGUUGGGCUUCCCAGGGUCACAGGUCUUGCAGCAAAACUUGCAAUUUAAUGGACAUAGACAAUCUCAGCAACCACAAAACCUUGAUCAGCUUAAGAUGCCAAGUCCAUUGAACCAAAUGGGAUCAAUGAUGAGGCCACAACAGUCGCUCAAUGAGCUUAGUCAGCAGCAAAGGCAGGAUUUUGUUAACCAAACAAUUUCUUCAAAUCAAGUGCAGGCUCAACUAUUACAACCUCAGUUCCAGGUCCAACAGCAGCAGCAUCAGCAACAACAAAUGCUGAGCCACGGCCAGAGCAACCAAGCUCACACCAAUAACCUAGUCCAGAACCAGCAGCAGCAACAACAACAACAACAGCAUCAACAAUCUCAGCAGCAGCAGCAUCAACAACUACAACAACAACAACAGCUGCUGCUGCAGCAACAACAACAGCAGCUGCAGCAGCAGCAACAACAACAACAACAGAUGCAGCAACAACAGCUGCUGCAGCAGCAGCAGCAUCAACAACAACUUAAACAACAACCGCAGAGUCCCCCAUCAGUUCAGCUCCCUCACCAAGUAAGCCAACAGUUACAGAUGUCAGAACAUCAAAUUCAAUUGCAACUAUUGCAAAAGCUUCAGCAACAACAGCAAACACUUCUGUCUCAGCAGUCUACCCAACAACUUUCUCAACCAACCCAACUUGAUGAGCAGCAGAGGCAACAAUCCGAUUUACCUCAAAGUUUAUCCAACACGAAUUCAAUUUCUCAUCGACAGAUGGUCCAACAACAAAUGUUGAAGAACAAUAAUAUUCAACAAGGUAUUAGGUUUUCUCAUCUUCCCCAGCAACAUCAAGUACAGCAAAACCUUCAGCGACAAUCAUCAAGCACGCUUGCUGAAUUACCUGGCUUGGUACUUCCUACAGACCCAACGACUAAUCUCCUCCAAGCAACACAUAGUGAUUUAUUGGUUCCACCUGGUUGUGGGGUACAGUCUGGGGUUACAGAAGAUUUGCCAUCUUGCUCGACGUCACCUUCAACUAAUUGUUCUAAUGUAGCAGCUCAACCAAUCACAAGUAUUAGGUCUCACCACAGCAGCACUCCCAUUGCAGAAGAGGUGGCUCAAUCUUCGGCAACUCUUUUGAGCCCUGGGACAUUAGAAGCCAUGUCAACGAACCCAACAAGUAUUAAGGAGCAGCCACAGCAAAAGGCUGACAUCAAACCUACAUUACCUUUACCCAAGAGUCAGAACCAAGGGAUUGUUGGGUCUCAGACAUACUUAAAUCCCUUGUCCCAGUUGGAUUAUUUGGAAGCAUCUUCUUCAGCAACUUCGGUUUGUUUGUCGCAGAAUGAUGGAUCAUUACAACCAAACUUCCCUUUAUCACCUUUCAAUCCACAAUCGCUGCUAUUUAGAGACAGUAGUCAAGAUGUUGAUGAUCAUGUGGAUCCAAGAAAUAACGUUCUGUUUGGAGUUAACAUUGAUGGUCCACUGGGAAUACCAAUGACUCCUGAUACAUUUCUUGUGAAAGACAUGGAUCCAGUGAAAGAUUUUCAAAAUAAUCUAUGUUCAGAAAACAUGUUAACCAAUUAUGGGAACACCAAAGAUAUUCAACAGGAGCCAUCAUCCUCGAUAGUUUCUCAGUCGUUUGGUGUUCCAGAUAUGGCAUUCAAUUCAAUGGACUCUACCAUCACUGAUAGUGGUUUUCUGAGCAAAGGUCAAUGGGGGGCUCCAGCACCUCAGCUUCCUAGGCUGCGCACAUUCACCAAGGUAUACAAACGUGGCGCUGUUGGUCGAUCAAUAGAUAUUGCUCGUUAUUCGGGUUACGAAGAGCUUAAACAAGAUCUUGCACGUAGAUUUGGGAUAGAGGGACAACUUGAGGACCGUCAGAGAAUAGGCUGGAAACUCGUCUAUGUGGACCAUGAGAAUGAUGUCCUGCUAGUUGGAGAUGAUCCUUGGGAGGAAUUUGUAAUCUGUGUACGCUGCAUUAAGAUAUUGUCUCCACAAGAAGUACAACAAAUGAGCUUGGAUGGAGAUCUUGGGAACAGUAUGCUUUCAAAUCAGGCAUGCAGUAGCUCAGACGGGGGUAACCCAUGGAAGACGACUGGUCAGUAUGACCAAAAUUCUGGCAACCCUUCUGCUGGGUCGUAUGAUCACUAGUGAAUGAGGCUAGAGAUCAUUUCAAGAUAAUACUAUUACUUAGCCGAAAGAAGUUGAUUGCUUCAUUUAACCCUUCACAGCCAUGGUAUAUUAUGCGAUGAAUGUAGCUGAUAUCAGUGAGAGCUCUGCCACAAUUGCUACGAAGGUGCAGUGCAGUCUAACUUGAUCAGUUUCCGUUUGUUACAGUAAAAUUGUGAGUAGACCUCAUUUUGUAGAACAUUUACUAUUGUAUACGAAAAAUCUAGGAAUCAGAGUUCAGCAAAGCAGCUCUUGCGGAAGGAAAGUUUAAUUCUUUAGGAGUUGAUCACACGUGUUAAUAUUUGUAAUGGCAAAUCUACUUUUGAGUUGAAGAAAUUCCUCAAAUGUCAAGACUUGCUUUGUAAGUGGAUCGAUAUCUUUCCAAAGAACCACUUCUAAGAUAUGAGGCAAAAAUUCGAAAUUUGUAAGGAUCGUCUCCUUUUGAUAAAUGUAUAAAAAAUGUGUAGUUUUAUCA
Papaver somniferum (opium poppy) is the source of this 4673-nucleotide messenger RNA. Its product is annotated as auxin response factor 19-like. The transcript has 14 exons. Gene Ontology annotation, biological process: response to hormone; regulation of DNA-templated transcription. The coding region runs from base 632 to 4180 and encodes 1182 amino acids. Lineage: Eukaryota; Viridiplantae; Streptophyta; Magnoliopsida; Ranunculales; Papaveraceae. The record is from RefSeq and is a predicted model, not a curated record. Gene Ontology annotation, molecular function: protein binding; DNA binding. Gene Ontology annotation, cellular component: nucleus.